This is a messenger RNA of Lotus japonicus, 1417 nucleotides long. Its product is annotated as transcription factor MYB1R1. Lineage: Eukaryota; Viridiplantae; Streptophyta; Magnoliopsida; Fabales; Fabaceae. Gene Ontology annotation, biological process: response to gibberellin; response to auxin; response to ethylene. Gene Ontology annotation, molecular function: DNA binding; zinc ion binding. The transcript is spliced from 3 exons. The coding region runs from base 241 to 1173 and encodes 310 amino acids. The record is from RefSeq and is a predicted model, not a curated record.
AUCACCCAAAUCUCCCCCAAGUAAUAACUUUCUCUUUCCCUCUACAUCAAAGCUAGCUAGAUCAGAUUAGAGAAAGAAACACGAAACACCCCAUUCCCUCUUUCAAUUUCUAAUCAUACAUCAUAUCAUUUCAUAUAAUCUCUUGAUCUAUAGCUAUACAUACACAAAUAUAAAUGAUCUCUUGUUCUUUGUUUUGCAUGGGUUGAUCAUCAAGCGAGCAAGCAUUAAUUAUUUUAAGCUAUGAUGAUGUCUCGCACGUGCUCACAGUGCGGCAACAACGGCCACAACUCCCGCACAUGCACCGACACCGCCGCCGCUGGAGACAACGGCAUCAUGCUCUUCGGCGUGCGCCUCACCGAAGGCUCCACCUCCUCCUCCGCCUUCAUCAGGAAGAGCGCUAGCAUGAACAACCUCUCCCAGUAUAACGAACCCGAAUCCAACCCCGCUGACGCAGCUGGCUACGCCUCCGACGACGUCGUUCAUCCCUCCGCACGCGCCCGCGACCGCAAGCGAGGUGUGCCUUGGACGGAAGAAGAACACAAACUGUUUCUGUUGGGAUUGCAUAAAGUGGGGAAGGGAGAUUGGAGAGGAAUUUCUAGAAACUUCGUCAAAACUCGCACACCCACUCAGGUUGCUAGUCAUGCUCAGAAGUAUUUCCUCCGCCGUCACAACCAUAACCGCCGGCGCCGGAGAUCUAGCCUUUUCGACAUCACCACCGAUACGGUGAUGGAAUCUUCAACAAUAAUGGAGGAAGAACAAGAUCAGCAAGAAAUGGUGCCGCCAGCUACCUCCGCCGUGUAUCCGCCGUUACAUUACGGUGGCUUCCACGGCCCAGCGUUUCCAAUGGCUCUGUCUCCGGUGGUAUUGCCGGUGGCCGGAGGGGAAAGACCGGCAAGGCCGAUUAGGCCAACGCCGAUUUUCCCUGUGCCUCCGUCUUCUAAGAUGGCUAGUUUGAACUUGAAAGAGAAAGCAGCUUCUCCUUCCCCUUCUUCUCCAUUUGAGCCUCUACCGCUGUCGCUGAAGCUGCAGCCAUCUCCGCCGCCGUCCAAGGAUCAUUCUCCGGCAACCAGUAGCCACUCGUCGCCAUCAUCGCCGUCUUCUUCAUCAUCUUUUCAGGCUAUGUCUGCAGGGAAGUUCAGCGGUGGUGGAGAUAGCAUUAUUAGUGUUGCUUGAAGUGAAAAGAAAAAAAUUAAUGUGAUUAAGUUAUUAGUUAAGUACAAUUAAGGUUUUAAAGUAGGAAAUGUACCCAAUAAAAUAUAAAUUUAAUUAUAUAUAUUUAGGAUGGAGGGAUGUAUGAAAAUGUAUGUUAUGUUUACAUAUGGAUUUUAAGGACAUGCAAGACACAUACAGAUUAGUGGCGGCUUAAAACUGUCAUCAACCUAUAUGUUUCUUUGAAGACGAUUAGGAUUUGUAUGUA